AUGGCGACCUCCACGAAACGGGUAGGUAAAAUCCGCCAAAUCGUGCGGCUCAAACAAGUCAUGCUGCGGUGGAAGCACAUGAACCUCCGGCGCCGGACGGAUUCGUGUCCCUCUUCCUACUCCGAUUCCGGUCAGCGCAUCCCGCCGGGUUUUAUCGCGCUUUAUGUAGGUCCGGAACGCAAACGAUUCGUGAUUCCCACUCGGUUCCUGAACCUACCAGUGUUCGUAGGUCUUCUGAAGAAAGCCGAGGAAGAGUUCGGGUUUCAGAGAACCGGCGGUUUGGUUCUGCCCUGCGAGGUUGGGUUUUUCGGAGAAAUGCUGAAACUUUUGGAGACCGAUGAGAGUGAAUACCGUGGGUUUGGUUUGGAUGAUUUCUUGAAGCUGGUUUCGGAAAUAGGUUCUGAAUCUUGCAACGAAGCAGCGUCGUCAAGUUCAUUCCACAUGGCCACUCCCCUGCUACAGAAAGCGAGGGUCUGA
Molecule: messenger RNA, 477 nt
Organism: Juglans microcarpa x Juglans regia
Lineage: Eukaryota; Viridiplantae; Streptophyta; Magnoliopsida; Fagales; Juglandaceae
Product: indole-3-acetic acid-induced protein ARG7-like
Exons: 1
Coding region: 1-477 (158 amino acids)
Biological process (GO): response to auxin
Source: RefSeq, a predicted model, not a curated record